UGGUCUGAGCCUGGGGCAGUGUUGCUUCAUCUGUGUCCACUUUGCUGGGCAGGAUGGGAAAAUCAAGAGUUCUGUAUUCUCACAAGAACACAGGACUUGUGUGAUGCUUAUGUUCAGAAAUUGGUCAGAUUUCGGCCCAAAUUGCUGUUUUAUGUGGUUUUGCUCUUUAUUCAUCACAAAUUAUGCUUAAACACAAGCACUAUCUUUGGUUUCAUAGAUCAUCAGGACAGGGGUUUCAUUUGUGAAGUUCUCUAGUGCUGUGGGCUCCUUGGUCAUCUCAGCACACUCAAGCAAGGUCUCCUUAUUUAUUUAUUUUGGACAUUAAACAGAGCUUAUCUUCUCCAAGGGGACAACAAAUAGUUCUUCACUAGUGCAAAAACAGAAAAUGCAAACUGCCUAGGAAAAAAGUGUCUUUAUUUGAAGCUUUAAUUAAUCUAUUCUGCUCCUGUAGGUUGGUUUGUCCCGGUUGAUGUCCGUUUCUGUGCCGUUAAUCACUGUGUGUUUAUAGGCAAAUCAGAUUCCCGCAGGGGGUGACCAUCAGCUCCAGCUGUGGCUGCAGAAAGCCCUGAUCACCUGCCGGGGUGUCACAGCUGACCCUGAACAGGGGGUUGGGCUUCAGAACCUCCUGGCGUCCUGUCCAACCUGAAUUCCUGUGUGAAUCACCAGCAGAUCACCGGGACUGCCUCACCCAAAUGGCAGGGGGUGGAACUGGAUGGUCUUUGAGGUCCCUCCCAACCCAAACCAUGCCAGAAUUCCGUGGUUAAACAGCCAGGGCUUUAGCUGAGCUGUCAGUAGUGGUCACUAUGUUACAGAUUCUCACCUCUGUUAAAUCUACUUCCCAUUGGCCACUAGUACAUAGCGGGAAACAUCUUCUGAUUUAAAAUUCCUCUGCCUACAACACAAUAAUGUCUGGGCUGCUGCCGUCUUGCUUUGAAACUCUUAUAAAAGCUUCUUUGUUUUAUUUAGUAUCAGAUUACACGGAGGUACAGUUUCAUAUCACACCUGAAAACAUGUUGAGAUGCACCCACGUUGAUAAAGAAGCCCAUCAAGAAUUUCUGUGUUAGUGAAUUCCCAGAAAUUCACAGAAUCAUAGAAUAUCCUGAGUUGGAAGGGACCCACAAGGAUCAUCGAGGUCCAAUUCUUGUCAUCGAAGUAAAUUGUAUUUACAGAGUUGGCUCUUGGGAAAACUGUCUUUCAGGUUGUUUGAAUACUAGUUUGCUGAACUCUUACCUUGAAAAACUCAUAAAAAAGGUGUGACGUUAUUUUAACAUGGUAAAGGAUUGAAUUACGAUUUUAAAUCCUCUGUUUUACUGUUUUCAAAAUGACAGUACUUAUGUUCCCCACAGAAGUCUGGAAAGCGGAUUAUUGUCCGUAUUCCCAGGCUGCACAGUCAGCAACUGCUCGUAGGAAAAGAUGGGGGAGGAGAGGGAAUCCUUGCCAUUUAUCAAGGGGCAGCAGAUAAAAAGACUGCAGGUUUGGCUGUCUGACAGGGAAAGGUGGCUGUCCCAGUUCUCAGCAUUUGGGCUCAUUAGCUCCUAAAUGAUAGUAAAAUAGUUUUGCUGCCAAAAUUAUUUAAAAGCAGAUCCUUGCUUUGGGGUUUUGUUUAAAGGUGGAAUUUAUAUUCUCCAUUCUCAUCACAUUUGUAAUAUUUGCUCUGUGAGCAUAGGACUGACUGACUGAUGACUGUUUAAUGCUGUUAAUUAAGUAGUGUUAACCCUGGGGUCUUUAAAAAUGCCAGCACGUGUCAUCUUUGUGUUCAGCCCAAAUUAAUUUCAAUUCACUGUUAAGAUAUUUAGAUUUUCCAGAUAAUUAAAACUCCCUGAAAGAUUGUUUGCAGGUGACAUGUCAAAGACAUUCUAGUUGCAACUGAAAACUAAAGGACAGCUACAUCUAGAAAACAGAACAUUUUCUGGAAAGGUCAUCUUGGUGCAUCAGAUAUGUGGAGAUGGGGAGGGAAAAGAGGACCAGAGGGCCUGGGAGAGGUGCUGGAUCCAUUUAGGUUUGCUCUGCCAGACCUUUGGUCAGCUCAUCACCUGCAGUUCCUGGUUGUACCCACCCCUCACCCGGGUGCUUCAGUGUUGGCAGCUGCUUUGUUUUGGGUUGUUUUUGGGGAUUUUGAAUAGUGGCUUGAAAUACCAUUUGUACUUUCCUGAAACGACUCCAGGGCUUCUUGAGUUCUGGCAGAUGAUUGGCUUUGUCUCUGCAGGGGCCUCAUUUAGUUCAGCCCAUGAGCACUCGGAAAUGAUACACUGGUGACAGCCUCCCCAGCAGUUGGUGUUGCAAAUAGUUCAGCUGUGAGUGUAGUAAUUGUUGUGAGGUGCCUUCCUGCAGAGGGAAGCGAGGGCAUCCCCGAAGAAAUUACAGGGGAGAAACACAGGGAUCUACUGGAGCAGGGUCUGAGGUGCUCAUGUAAAACAAACCAAAACAAAAACCAAACCCAAACAAACAAAAAACCCCAACCCAACCAUGUUUUCCAACUAAAUAUACAAAGUUCUUCUUCAAACUCCCACCCAUCACUUCACACGGGUGGGAGUUACUUCACACUCACUUGAAACAAAAGGUAGAGAAAUCAGGCAAGUUCUUGUACGUGUGACAAAAGAAAGGGGCCUUCACAAAGCUUCUGAAAAAGAACCUGGGGCACUUCAGGGCUCAGAGCCUGCCUGAGCCCCCCUGACAGGUGAUGGGAAAUGCCUAUUUUAUUGACUGUCCCCUGGCUCCACCAGCUGCAGGGACAAAGCCCCUCCCUUGGUUUUUGCCAAGGGCAAAGGAUUCAUUUUAUUGAUGCUUUGCCACCUGCUCAUUAGGGAGAUGGGCCCUGGCUUUGGCAGGGGAAGUUCUCCAGGCUGCAGUGGCUGUGAAGGAAGAGAAGAGCACUUGACCCCCUCUGUGAGCCCCUCCACCCCUGGUACCUUCUGUCCCACCUGGACCUGCCACCCGAAGCUCACUGCAAACCCAGCAGAGCUGCCAAAAUCCCUUUGUAUUUAACCAAGCAACACCAGCAGAUACAAGGUUUGCAGUCCACUUUUAUGUUUUCCAGAUAAAAAUGUUGAAGAAUAACGUUGUAUAUGACUCCCAGUGGAAGAGCACAACAUUUACCAGCCCAUAAGGGCUUUGAGAGCAGCUACAUCUGCAAUCCCUCCACUCUUCCCUUUUCAAGAACUAAAAUGAGCCCAUUCUUGAAGAACACAGUGUCAUGAUUUUCUUCUGAAAGAGGCUGUGGUGGCUGUGUCACAGAACGAGCUGAACCUGGAUUGUUGAUUUAUUUUUCCUUUUUAAAUCAUAUCAGCACACUGAGAAACCUGUAAAUGUGUUUUAAAGGCUCUGAGGAGUACAGUGAUUUAAAUGCUUUUUUCCAGAUCAAUAUUAGUGUGCCUUUUUGAAAAUUGAUAGUACAGAAUUACAGCGUGUACACUCUGGGGAGUUCUCAGUGUUUUUAAAAUUAAGCUGUGCUAUUUUUGUGCUCAUCUGUGUGAGCUGCCAAUUUUCAUGCAAAUUAUGGAUUCUUAAAAUAACUAAACAUACAAAAGCAAUGUUGAGUUUCCUUCAGAGGAGAGCCUUCAUCUCAACGCAGCAGCUUGAUUUUAGUACGGUUUUUGUAGCAGACUAAAUUGUAUCUUUGCAGGCCAACAUCUCUGGUACAGCCCGGGAUGGUUCUUCGUGGAUCCACUUCAGCGGGGACCCACGCUGUGCUCCAAAAUGCUUCCAAUCCCGGCCUCCGGCUCGGCGCUCCCGGGAAGAUGUGGGUGAAGCUGUGCUGUUUGCUGCUCUACUUCCUGGCGCUCUUCGUGCUGGCCCGGGUGUUCGAGGCCGUGGCGUGGUACGAGAGCGGCUUCCUCGCCACGCAGCUGGUGGACCCGGUGGCGCUGAGCUUCAGGAAGCUGCGGACCAUCCUGGAGUGCCGCGGGCUGGGGCACUCGGGGCUGCCCGAGAAGAAGGAUGUGCGGGAGCUGGUGGAGAAGUCAGGAGACCUCAUGGAAGGAGAGCUUUAUUCAGCUCUCAAAGAGGAAGAGGCCUCUGAAUCAGUUUCCAGUACAAACUUCAGUGGUGAAAUGCAUUUCUAUGAGCUUGUAGAAGACACGAAAGAUGGGAUCUGGCUGGUACAGGUCAUAGCAAAUGACAGAAGCCCACUGGUGGGUAAAGUCCACUGGGAGAAAAUGGUGAAGAAAGUCUCAAGAUUCGGCAUACGUACUGGCACUUUUAACUGUUCCAGUGACCCCAGAUACUGCAAGAGGAGGGGUUGGCUGAAAUCCACCCUCAUUAUGUCGGUUCCACAAACCAGUACUUCCAAGGGAAAAGUCAUGCUUAAGGAAUACAGCGGGCGCAAGAUUGAAGUGGAGCACAUUUUCAAAUGGAUCACGGCCCACGCUGCCUCUCGGAUCAAAACCAUCUACAACUCGGAACAUCUGAAAGAAGAGUGGAACAAAAGUGACCAGUACCGAGUGAAAAUUUACCUAUUUGCCAACCUUGACCAGCCUCCAGCGUUCUUCUCUGCACUAAGUGUAAAGUUUACUGGAAGAGUAGAGUUUAUUUUUGUGAACGUGGAAAAGUGGGACAAUAAAAGUUACAUGGCAGAAAUCGGUAUCUACAAGACACCAUCGUACAUACUUAGGACUCCUGAGGGGAUUUACAGGUAUGGAAAUAACACUGGUGAAUUUAUAUCACUACGUGCCAUGGACUCCUUUUUGCGCUCAUUGCAACCAGAAGUUAAUGAUUUAUUUGUUUUAAGUUUAGUUUUGGUUAAUCUGAUGGCUUGGAUGGACCUGUUUAUUACACAAGGUGCCACUAUAAAGCGUUUUGUGGUUCUUAUAAGCACUUUAGGGACGUACAAUUCACUAUUAAUUAUUUCCUGGCUACCAGUGUUAGGUUUUUUGCAACUACCCUACUUAGACAGCUUUUAUGAGUACAGUUUAAAACUCUUCAGGUACUCUAACACAACUACUUUGGCUUCUUGGGUGAGGGCUGAUUGGAUGUUCUACUCUUCACAUCCAGCCCUCUUCCUCAGCACAUACCUUGGCCAUGGUUUACUAAUUGAUUACUUUGAGAAGAAGCGAAGACGCAAUAACACGGAUGAAGUAAACGCUAAUAAUCUGGAGUGGCUGUCGAGCCUGUGGGACUGGUACACCAGCUACUUGUUUCAUCCCAUUGCUUCUUUUCAACAUUUCCCUUUUGACUCAGAUUGGGAUGAAGACCCAGAUUUGUUCUUGGAGCGGUUGGCCUUCCCUGAUCUCUGGCUUCACCCUCUGAUACCAACUGAUUAUAUAAAAAACUUACCCAUGUGGAGGUUUCAAUGCCUCGGCGCCCAUUCUGAUGAGGAAAUGCUGGAAACCUUUCCAGACAGUGAAAGUGACUCUGACAGUGAAAACAAAGAGGUCUUCAGUAGCGACAGAGAAGUCUCGGAGGACGAUGAGCUGAGCACGUUUCACAGGUGCAGUGAAGGAGAGCAUCGGUGCGGCAUUGAGACCUGUUUGUGUGCCAGUCAGUAUUGUCACCAUGAGCCAUCUGAACGCAAAGCCAGGUCCUACGGCUCGUACAGCUCCACAGGUGACAUGGAGCCAGACUGGUCCGCCUGGCCCUCCGACAUGUUGCACUGUACGGAAUGUGUGGUGUGUCUAGAAAAUUUUGCAAAGGGCUGCCUGCUGAUGGGCUUGCCAUGCGGCCAUGUGUUCCACCAGAAUUGCAUCGUGAUGUGGCUGGCGGGUGGGCGACACUGCUGCCCCGUCUGCAGGUGGGCGUCCUACAAAAAAAAGCAGCCAUACAUACACCCGCAGCCUUUGUCGAGUGAGCCCCCGUCUUAGCUGUGUGCCCAUGUCCUUUGUAAGCUUUCAGGAUAUUACUGCUUGCCUUUUAAAUGUUAGUCACUUAAAAGAUUACGUGGUUUGAAGUUUUAGUUUAAAUGUUAGUGCAGUGAACUAAAAUAUACAUGAUGCUAACGUUAAUGACAGAAUCAUUUGGUUGCCUUGUAUGUUGAACUGAAUGCAAACUUACCGUACAAUAACUUGUCCUCUUCAACAUCUGGAAACUUGAUGCUGUUUUUGUAAGCACAAAAAUCAAGCCUACAAGAGAAGCGUAUUCCAGAAAACGUUUACAAGUUAGGAUGUGGGUGAAAUUGAAAUUCUAAUCGGAGACAAUUGCUUAAUUUAAGUGUUUCCUAUUUUAGAGUCUGUUCUGGACAUCUUUGUUGAAUAAUGUAUGUUGUAAGACAGUACCAUUUAAAAAGAAAUUGAUGAAAUAAAUUAUUUUAAAAGGAGAUUUGUAAUGUUAAUUGUUUUGAUAAAUAUUUUUUGUGUAUGGUUACAGAUGUCUUGCUGGCCUGAUUUAUCUGUGAAGACAAUAAAAAUAUAACACAA
Corvus hawaiiensis (hawaiian crow) is the source of this 6347-nucleotide messenger RNA. It is a transcript of the gene RNF103, whose product is annotated as ring finger protein 103. The record is from RefSeq and is a predicted model, not a curated record. Gene Ontology annotation, molecular function: ubiquitin-protein transferase activity. Gene Ontology annotation, cellular component: endoplasmic reticulum. The coding region runs from base 3648 to 5795 and encodes 715 amino acids. Lineage: Eukaryota; Metazoa; Chordata; Aves; Passeriformes; Corvidae. Gene Ontology annotation, biological process: protein ubiquitination. The transcript has 5 exons.